Papaver somniferum (opium poppy) is the source of this 1719-nucleotide messenger RNA. RefSeq lists its product as uncharacterized. The coding region runs from base 1 to 1719 and encodes 572 amino acids. The transcript has a single exon. The record is from RefSeq and is a predicted model, not a curated record. NCBI's taxonomy places the organism in Eukaryota, Viridiplantae, Streptophyta, Magnoliopsida, Ranunculales, Papaveraceae.
AUGGAAGCAUCCGCAGUCUCAGCAUCAGCAACAGAAACUCCUACCACUAUUACAUCUCUUAAUAAUGAUACUACUCAAGAGUCCGUGCAGGAGGUACCAUUAGAAAGACAGAGUGAUGAAGCAGCAGCAGCAGCAGCAGCAACCACUAUUACUUCUUUUAAUGAUGAAACUACUCAAGAGAAGGUGCAGGAUGUAUAUUUAGAGAGUUCUGCUCCGGUUCCACUUGUUGACGGAGGAGAAGUAGGAGUCGCUGUUACUUUGAAUGAGAAUGAUGAAGAUGUGCAUGCCACCAUGGCAAGUACACUCCCCAAUGUGGUGAUCGUCCAAUCAAACUGGAACAAUAGGUACUUGCGCCUUGAGAGUGAACAUCCAAAUUUACCUAAUGCACUCCAGUUCGGUGGCGACUACAGUUUCGGCCUCGAGACGAGGUAUGAACUGCUGCCAGCUACCAGUGGAACUGGACUAGUCCAUAUCCGGUCUUUGCAUAACAACAAGUACUGGGUAAUUUCCCGUACACGCGUAAUUUCGAUUGACAGUUGGAUAACUGCUACAGCCGUCAAACCCGAAGAGAAUCAAUCAGACCGACAUUGCACACUAUUCCAGCCUGUUUUUGUGUAUUCCAACAACAACCGUGUCGUUAGGCUCCGCCAUGUGCAUACCGGAAAAUUCGUUUUUCCGUACACGCCUAGGUCUGUCUUUGUCAAUUUACCAGGAUGCUUGAGUUUAGAACCUACUGGUGUUGGAGCUGAUCUGUUUACCUUCCUUGAUUGGGGAUCUGUCUUGGUGUUGCCUGACCUUAUCAGGAUCAAGAAUAUGGAUAACCAAAACCACCUUAUGGCUCGUUCAGAUGAUUAUUUGGACUUCAGAAGCAGAGCCGAUAAUUCCUCUUGGUAUGACUACGAGGUGAUUCCGAGUCGCAAUGGAGGUGUCCGCCUGAAGAGUGUCAGCUUCGACACUUACUGUACGGAGGAUAAUUCGACGUAUAUAUUGUUAAGGAACGCCUCCACCACUUUCCAUGACAUCAACACCGUGUUUAUACCCACACUACUUUCCGGCAACCGUGUACUCUUUCGAUGCUUGAGGAGCAACAAUAUUUGCAAAAGAUACUCGGUGGCAAACAGGCCUGCCUGGAGUAACCUAUUCAGUGCACGUGCCAAUUAUCCAGACUCGGCCUGCUACAUGGAGAUUGAGGAGCCCGUUGAUUCAAGGACGAUCUCAAAUGUGCGAUAUCACCUUGCUGACGCAAGGAUCUACAAUGAGAGAACUACUGGACUUGUCACCGAUGAAACAGUUAACAGACUUGAUGUUGAAGUAACCUCAGAAUUGAACCUCACGGAAAAAGUUGUCAAUACAACUAAUUGGAGCAGAAGUGUCACGUUGACAGUGGGUGUCACGACUGGGGGUUCGGCUGGUAUUCCGUUCGUAGCUGAUGGUAGUAUCGAGAUUUCCACCGAGGUUGCCAAUUCUUGGGAAUGGGGAGUAACGAAGCAAGAAGACCAGGAAGUAGGGUCUGUGCGAACUGUCGUUGUGCCACCUAUGAGUAGAGUUAUGGGGACUCUGAUGGCAACACGACUUUCGUACGAUGUACCUUUCUCGUACACACAGCGUGAUGUCUUGAAAAAUGGGAAUGUAGUAGUUUUCCAAAAGGACGAUGGUGUUUUUACUGGCCACAAUGGCUACGGCUAUUACUACGAGAUUGUCCCGCUUCCUCUGGACUAA